AUGGCCCAGCUCCAGGAAAACAUCAAUGGCAUCGUUGCUGCUUUCUACAUGUGUGCCAGAAGCGACGGCAACUGCAGCCCCCUGAGCAGGGAGGAGCUGAGGCAGCUCAUCCAGCAGGAGUUCGCAGACGCGAUGGAGAACCCCCAGGACCCCAAAACCAUCAAGAAGGUGCUGUGCUUCCUGGAUGAUGACAGCAACUGCAGGGUUGACUUCAGCGAGUUGCUCAGCCUGGUUUUCCACGUGGCCAAGGCUUGUUACAAGCCGCUCCAGCAGCACCAGGCGCCAGAAGAUGGUCAAGAGCCAACAGAGCAAAAGAAGGCAGGCGGGGAGCAGCUGCCGGGGCCGUGCACAGCAGGGAGGAACUCAAGCAACCAGCAGGUCCCCGAGCAGGGUAUGAAAAACCAGGUCCAGGACACUAAGACACAGGACCCAGACAACCAUCAAAUCCAGGAGAGUGAGACACCAGAGCAGGACCGGGACACCCGUCAAACCCAGGAGGGUGAGACACCAAAGCAGGAGCCAGACAACCGUCAAACCCAGGAGGGUGACACAAAGGAUCAGGACCAGGACACCCGUCAAACCCAGGAGCGUGAGGCACCAAAGCAGGAGCCAGACAACCAUCAAACCCAGGAGGGUGACACAAAGGAGCAGGACCAGGACACCCGUCAAACCCAGGAGGGUGAGACACCAGAGCAGGACCAGGACACCCAUCAGGACGAUGGGACUGAAGCACCAGAAGAGGGUCCAGAGAGAGGUGAGAUUCUGGACACUGCAACCCCAGAGCAGGACAGAAAUACCCAUAAGGCUGAAGAGACUGAGACACCAAAACAGGAUCCAAAACCCCACAAGGCCAAAGAAACUGAGGCACCAGGACAAGAUUCAAACCACUAUCAGAAUCCAGAGACAGAGUCAGCAGAGCAGGACCUGAAUUGUCCCUCUGAGACACAAGGAAGAGAUCCAAACAACAAGACCCAGGUCUGCGAGGCCCCUCAGCAAGACCCCAACCCCAGCAAGACUCGGAAGGUGCUGCCCCCACAGCGGGGUGCAAGCCCCCGUCGGGAUUCCAAGCCCCAGGGAAUGUGCCAUGACCUGGCUUUCCAUCAGCUCCCUGAAUCCAAGGUGCUGGAGCAGGAGCACAGCAAGGCAGAGGCUCCAUCUUGUCCAGCACAACAGCAACAAGAUGUUCAUCGCCAAACACAAGCCUCUAUAGAGCAACAGCUCCUGCAGUCUCUGUAUCAAUGGCCACUACAGCAGUAA
This is a messenger RNA of Pygoscelis adeliae (Adelie penguin), 1257 nucleotides long. It is a transcript of the gene CRNN, whose product is annotated as cornulin. The record is from RefSeq and is a predicted model, not a curated record. NCBI's taxonomy places the organism in Eukaryota, Metazoa, Chordata, Aves, Sphenisciformes, Spheniscidae. The coding region runs from base 1 to 1257 and encodes 418 amino acids. Gene Ontology annotation, molecular function: transition metal ion binding. The transcript is spliced from 2 exons.